Molecule: messenger RNA, 615 nt
Organism: Linum trigynum
Lineage: Eukaryota; Viridiplantae; Streptophyta; Magnoliopsida; Malpighiales; Linaceae
Source: the annotation of a GenBank genome assembly
CACCACAUUCACUUAGAAAACAAAAAACAUUCAUUCUCCCACACUCUCGAAUUCAUCAUCGACAUUUGGAAGCCGAAAUCGUCGAGCAUACGUCCGAACAAUGAGUAGCGACUCCGACGAGGUAAAAAUCUCGUUUUAAAAAAAAAAAAAAAUCUCGACCGAAUGUGAUUUUCGGUUGGUCCAUGGUCAAACCGAAGUCAACAUUCGGUGAAGGGCGCCGCGGAACGAACGGAGCUUACCUUCUUCUCCGGCGAGCACGGACGGCAGGCGAGAGGAGGGCUGACGGCGACGGCUGGGCGACGGCGAGUGCGUGGCGGCGUGGGACGGCAGGCCACUGGAGGAGGGCUGCGACGGCGACGGCGGACGAGGACUCACGGCGACGGGGGAAGGGCGAGGUGGGCCGGCGGGUGACUGACGGCGACGACCCGCCGUGGUCUCUCUGCGGCUGGGCGAUGGUCAAACCGGCGGCGGGUGACUGACGGGGAGGUCGGCGGCUGUUGGUGGACGGGGGAAGGGAAGUGGAGGAAGGGGAAGUAUGCGAAGUGGAGGAAGGGGAGUGUUUGGCUAGGGUUUGUGUUUUAAUUUUAAAAAGGGUAAUUAAGUAAUUUACGUAUU